CUUGUCUUGAACAACACUCUCUGCACAACGGUACCUCAAUACUAUCAUAUUCCCUACUUCUCUCUACAGUACCAUCCAUUUCAUCUCCCCGACCUCUAUCCAUUCCUCACCCCCCGCCCAUCCGUCAUAUUCUCCCCUCUCUCUUCCCUACGUUCCUUCCAUACUUCUCACCUCCCGCCUACUCCCUACCCCACGCCUCCCGCUCUGCUACUCGUUGCCCCUUGCAGGCGCCACGCGAAAACCAAGAUGAGCUCUUCCACCGCCGAGGGGUUCAAUCCUUCUGAAGCAGACAUCCUUCUUAUCAAAGUCAUGUCUCCAGUCUUCGGCUUUCCACGAGACCUUACCUUCCGAAUGCUAGCGACCUCCACCAUUAGAGACGUGAAGGACAAAAUCACCGGUUCUCUAGAUUCGAGACCGCCGUGUGACCAACAGCGUUUAAUCUAUCGCGGGAAGAUGAUGCAGGACGAGAGCAGACUGGAAACAGUCCUCGGGCUUAAUUCUGGGCUGGUCAGAAGUGACCCAAAGGAGGCGUUUACCUUUCAUUUGAUGCUUCGGCCUCCACCUAACCCCGCGCCAACCCCUGCGCCCGCGACGACACCCGCAAUACAAAGCGCGCUUCCUAAUGCUUCCACUUUCCAUUCGAGACCUAGGCCCACAACCCCCAUAUUCGGUGAACAGGCUCCCGAGGAAAGCACUGCCCAUGCAGGGCUUGGGGAGCUCACUCGGCCAGGGUUGCCGAGACUAGGAGGAUUGCAGCGGCAGCUCCGACAAAGGCAAGAAUAUAUAAAUUCGAGACCAGGGCCUGAUCAGGGGAGUAGUAGUGAGGUUUCGGCUCCCGGAGCAAGUAGCAAUGAUCUAGCGGCAGGACCAGAAGCUGAUGCCACCAUGACCCCAACAAGUACACUCCCGGCGGCGGAUACUGGCAGCGGCUCAAGCUCAGGCUCUGCUCUUGGACCUUCAUGGGGGUCGCCGAGAUCGCAUAACGAAGCAGCGGCUCCAAAUCAAUCAAGGGCCAGACGGAGACAUGCUUACGAGCGGCUGCGCGAGAGGCUUUCACGUCAUGAGGAUGCUACUACAGCAGCCUUCACAAAUCUCUCUCCCCCAUCAGACCCGCUACCAGUGUUCCACCUACCAGCCAAUAACCCACAUCCUAUUACCACUGCCAGUCCAGUAUAUCUUCUACAAGAUGUGAGCGGUAGACCCAGGGCGCUCCUGCUAGGGCCCCCGACGAGCACAAAUCCCACACUAGCCAUAAAUGGUUUAAGAGGACAUUUGGGGCCACCCGGCGCUGGUAUCCCCAAUCUACAAGUACGUGGGCUCGAGUUGCCCCCUCUUCCGGAUCUUGCCAACCUCGGCGCUAUUGGGGGUAUUGCUGGAAACAACCUUCUUGGUGCAGGGCUGGGGCUUGGAGAUCAUUUCGGGGGUGCUCACGCUCACCACCGAGUUGGAUUCCAUGGCGCAGUACUAGAGAGACCUAGGCGGGUGGGACGGCUCAACCUACCCGACUUGAUACGCGGAGUUCGAGCCCGUGCAUCGCAUUUCUGGCUAGCCAUAAGAUUGACUGUCUUUGUAAUUCUGUUCACUGGAAGCGGAGGCUGGAAGAGAAUGUUCUACCUUGGCGCAAUUGCUGUUGCAGUAUUCGUCUGGCAAACCGGCGUCCUCGAGCCAAUUCUCCGCCCAGUAAUCGAGGCCAUCAACCCCCCGCCACCACCGCCACCGUCAACACAACCCCCCGCUCCAACCCCUGCCCAACAAGUCCCCAACCAGCCUCAACCGCAAGCCGCCGCCAACCCAAACAAUGACAAUCCUCCAGGACAAGCCAUGGAUGCAAACGUGAACCAACCCGACCCGGCCCGAACCGCGCAAAUGCUGAUCGACCGCCAGCAAGACCGUUUCAGAGACAUCUUCCGUGGCAUCGAGCGAUGCAUAAUGAUCUUCCUGGCAAGUCUCAUCCCGGGGCUUCACGAACGGCAUGUGAACGCCGUGGAGCAACGGCAACGGGACGAAGCGCAGCGGCAGCAAUUACUUCUUCAACAGCAGCACCAGCAGCAGCGAGCUGCUGCUGGUGGUAGUAGUGGCGACACGGAAGUGAACGAUGGAGGUGAGGGAGGAGCGGGAGCGGGACAAGUACCCCCUCCAGCACCGCAGCCAGAGCCACAAAUGGAUGAGGUGGACGUCGAUCCCUUGGUAGUCUUGUAGAUUUUUUAUCUCUAUUCUCUCGUGGUGGUUAUCCAUUUCGUCAUUUCGUCAUUUCUCCAUUUUCCUUACUCUUAUCAUACCACACCAUGCUUUUCUCCCCUUAGUUAGUUCGUCAGUUAGCAUAACACAUCGCAACCCAACCAACUAACCGCCUUAUCAGGUAACUUGACUCGACCACUUUCAUCAUAUAUUCGGUGCUUGGCCGGGUCGGUGGGUGUUUUCCAGUCACAUACAGCAUUCCCCUCCCCUCCCUUCUCUUUUUUUCUUUCUCUCGCCUCGUUAAGCUUGUCGGUUCCUUGGUUCGCUUUGUUGGGUCACUUGGAGGAAUUGCCGAGACCGAGAAUACAACCUGAUCAGAUUCUAGAAAACUGAAUGCGAUACUCGAGUACGUACAGUAUUAUAUGCCACGGCCACAUGCGAUGGAGGCCGUUUUGGCUUGGUUAAGUCUUGGGCUCUAGUUCCGGGUGGCCCAUGAUGGGUGUGAUGCCGAGUGACCGUGAUAAAUAUAACUCUAGCGAGUAAAUCCGAUGGGAGGCACGGCACCGGCAUUCAUGAUGCUAAACUUUUUUAUUGCACAACUUAUUACGUCAUGCGUACACACAUCCCGUCAAGACUUUGGGCAAGGUAGGAAAAUGACUUAGGUAAGAGUAUCAUAGUGAAUUAGAGAAGGGGAAAUUUA
Molecule: messenger RNA, 2878 nt
Organism: Tuber melanosporum (Perigord truffle)
Lineage: Eukaryota; Fungi; Ascomycota; Pezizomycetes; Pezizales; Tuberaceae
Exons: 3
Coding region: 247-2199 (650 amino acids)
Biological process (GO): endoplasmic reticulum unfolded protein response
Molecular function (GO): protein binding
Source: RefSeq, a predicted model, not a curated record